AAGCUCAUUGGCUGAGUUCUAACCAAAUUACCUCUUCACCCAGUUCGCUCCCCCUUUGCCACCUGAAGUUAACGCUGUCGAUUUUUGCUAGGGUAUAGCGCUACCUCGAUCAUGACCAGGAUUGCUUCCGUUCCGCUGGCAUUUGAAUUCUUUACGUAAUAUGUAUUAGAGCUGGUAACUCCCCUCGACUGCUGCGGCCAACUCUCGACCUCAACUUUCAAUUAAUCUUCAUAAAUGUGUCAUUUCACCGACGCCGCAAUGCUAACUACUCUAUUCGAGCUAGCAUAUUUACACCAAGGAGGUGUUCCCGAUGAUGGAACGACUAGUGCGAAGGGUACCUCGCAUGCAUGUGGCGCGCGCGGCAACAGUCCUGCAGCACCCAACGGAGCAACGGACACAGGUGAUUUAGGACAUCACUGUGACCUGCCUAGGGAUGUUCUACCAUCGAGUUCUAAGUGCCUCGUAUUCCAUGAGGGAGAGCAAAAAAGCUGGAAACAUAUAUUUUUCCGAAGAGGAGACACCAGUGUAAGCCCCGGCAAUGCCCACGCAAGUUACUGGAGAAUACGUCCAGCAAAAGAGAUGGUGGGACAAGAAAGUUGGUCGCAUGAAAAGUUACUGCCAUGUGUGUUGACAUGCAACUUAGUAAUCGAGAUUGUCGUUGGGCGGGGUAGCCAGCCCAUGUUAAUUGGCAUGCUCGUUAUAAUGCCAGAGCAUGACAGCUCGCAAUCAGGCAAUGCAAAAUCGGAUAUGAACGCUGUAGCCUUAUGUAUUGGGUAUCGGGUAUUUGAGGAACCACUACCGCUGGACGGCUAUAUGCGGAAGGGAGCACAGCACAUCUUGUUGCCAUUAGUGAUGGGAAUCCGUUUGCGUUCGACAAAGUCCUCCCUCCACUAACGCGGGAGUCGGGGAUAUCUGGUUGAUCAUAGUUUACAUGGUAACUUACAGAAAAUUGUACAUAGCAUCUCGUACAAUUCCAUGCAAGCCGAUCCAUGACUGCCAUGGCACUAAAUAUCCACGACACGAGCCAUCCAAGCAUCUGGCUGUUUGGUUUCAUUGCCUUGCGAAUGUUACGGAGGAUCAUCGCCGGCCCGCUACCUCGGUGUCUGGCCAAAAUUGUGGGUCAUGUACCUAGUAAGACGGUGACGAAUGAAAGCGCGAUUGAGCUCUUCAAGUUGCAUAGUAGUAGACAUACUUCCUAAGAUUAUUUAGGUGCGUCCUCGAGAAAAUUGAUUGGGAUGGACCUUAGGAGCACGCCUAAUCGAUGCCUAAUGGUGCACUGGAUGCCUGAACUCG
This is a messenger RNA of Suillus fuscotomentosus, 1293 nucleotides long. RefSeq lists its product as uncharacterized. Lineage: Eukaryota; Fungi; Basidiomycota; Agaricomycetes; Boletales; Suillaceae. The record is from RefSeq and is a predicted model, not a curated record. The transcript has 5 exons. The coding region runs from base 235 to 894 and encodes 219 amino acids.